AAGUGAAAGAAACAAGAGGCGAUCCGUAAGUUACGACGUUCUUCAACGCAGCACGUUCCUUCUUCUCUCUUCUUCUCUUCUUUCUCUUUCUCUCUCUCUGUAACUAUAACUACCAAUCAUUCUCAACAAUUUUUUCCAAAUGCUCGUCUUUUCAACUUCCAUCUCUAUGGUUUUAGCUGAUUGCUCACUUGAUGGGAAAUUCUUGAUCAAAUAAUAUUCUUAGUUGUUGUUAUUGAAUUCAUUCAGAUGAAGACUGGCUCCAUGAUUUUUUCCUUUUUGCAAGUACCUAGAUGCAGAAUACACACCUUAGCUAAUAAUUGGGGUGAAACCUUCCACAGCUUCGGUAACAUUUGUCAAAACAAUCAUAGUGUAAGGUUGUUUGGUUCUAGAAUUUAUGGACUUCAGGGAGGCCACAGAAAAAAAUGGACUCGAAGACCAUUAACUACAAAUACAGAAAGUUACGCAGACACCAAAUCAAGAAGCACCAAGCAAGAAGUUUUGAGCGAAACAGUUUCAACUAGCUCUACAAUAAAUGUAAAUAAAACACAGCUAGGUCAAUUUCAGGAAAUUCAACAAUGUAACAUUCAACAGGAGAUAGCUCAGAAUAAAGACUUGUCUAGCUUAGUCACUGUUAUUGUUUUUGAUAUUGAGACCACCGGGCUUCACCGAGAGAAAGAAAGAAUCAUUGAGAUCGCGCUUCGAGAUCUUCAGGGUGGUCCGAACAGCACUUUCCAAACUCUUGUAAAUCCUCAAUGCUGUGUUGAAAACUCAAGAAUCCAUGGCAUUACUACAAAAAUGGUGAACGAGCCCGGUGUUCCGAGAAUGGAAGAUCUGGCCCCUAUAUUAUUACGCUACGUUCAAAGCCGUGAGAAACCUGGGGGAUAUGUGUUAUGGGUUGCUCAUAAUGCUCGUACUUUUGAUGUACCAUUCAUCAUUAACGAGUUACGUCGAUGUUCUACACCGAUUCCUCCGAAUUGGCUGUUUCUGGAUAGUCUUUCUAUAGCACGUCAACUAAAGCCUAAAGGAACAAAACUUCCUUCAGUAUCCCUUGAUGCCCUUAGCAAGUUCUAUGAAAUUAAAGUUGAUGGCUCCGCCCAUAGAGCCAUGGUAGAUGUGAACACAUUAUCCAUGAUUCUUCCCAAGUUGACCCGUGAUUUGAAAUUGACCCUGUCCGCCCUUGUCGAAAGAUCGUUCAGAGAAGUUGAUAUGAAGAAGAAGAAUUCAAAAUAGUUUUCUGAUGGUAUUUUACAUUGAUAUGUGACAAUAAAAUUAUUUGUAACCAAGAAUUGAACUCAAUAUUUGAAGAAGAAAAUGAACACUUUUAUUCUCAAUAGAACUAUCAUUGCCCUGUA
Molecule: messenger RNA, 1352 nt
Organism: Vicia villosa (hairy vetch)
Lineage: Eukaryota; Viridiplantae; Streptophyta; Magnoliopsida; Fabales; Fabaceae
Product: exonuclease DPD1, chloroplastic/mitochondrial
Exons: 4
Coding region: 247-1230 (327 amino acids)
Biological process (GO): DNA catabolic process
Cellular component (GO): cytoplasm
Molecular function (GO): nucleic acid binding; 3'-5'-DNA exonuclease activity
Source: RefSeq, a predicted model, not a curated record